AUGGAAGGAGAGCCAGAUGCAGAGCAGGGAGCUGCAGAGCAGAUGCACAGCCAGAGGCAAGCAGAGGAGGAUGGAUGGAUGCUCUGGCAGGGAGGACAGGUUAGGAACACGCUGCACCUGGUGUCUGCUGUGGCUCAGUGGAUUUUACUGCUUGCCUGCCUGAUUUACCUGGGCAUCGAUUUUCUGCAGCCCUCAACGGUAAGACGGGACAAAGUGCUGUGGACCCACAUCCGGUACACAGGCGGGAGCACCAGAGGAGUAGCCGUGAACCUCACAGCCGAGUCGGGCUUCAUGCAGAUCAGGAACGGCUCCAUCCUGAUCCCCUGCGACGGCCUCUACCUCGUGUCCCUGAAAAGCUUCAUCUACCUCCCGAAAGGGGAGGACUGGCUGAAGCUGACCCUGCAGGGGACACACAAGACGAUCAGCAGCACCCUGUGGGACCAGUUUGUGCAUAGCAAUGACAGCAGGGUGAACCUCACCACGGUGCUCUACCUGUUCAGGGAGGACAGCAUCACUCUGUGGACUGACUGCAACGCCAACAUCUCAGAUCUGACCUUCAGCCUGGUGUUAAUCGCUGACAACGACUGCGGGAGCACCAGAGGAGUAGCCGUGAACCUCACAGCCGAGUCGGGCUUCAUGCAGAUCAGGAAUGGCUCCAUCCUGAUCCCCUGCGACGGCCUCUACCUCGUGUCCCUGAAAAGCUUCAUCUACCUCCCGAAAGGGGAGGACUGGCUGAAGCUGACCCUGCAGGGGACACACAAGACGAUCAGCAGCACCCUGUGGGACCAGUUUGUGCAUAGCAAUGACAGCAGGGUGAACCUCACCACGGUGCUCUACCUGUUCAGGGAGGACAGCAUCACUCUGUGGACUGACUGCAACGCCAACAUCUCAGAUCUGACCUUCAGCCUGGUGUUAAUCGCUGACAACGACUGCUAG
This is a messenger RNA of Ficedula albicollis (Collared flycatcher), 936 nucleotides long. It is a transcript of the gene TNFSF4, whose product is annotated as tumor necrosis factor superfamily member 4. The record is from RefSeq and is a predicted model, not a curated record. Lineage: Eukaryota; Metazoa; Chordata; Aves; Passeriformes; Muscicapidae. Bases 1 to 936 code for a protein of 311 amino acids. The transcript is spliced from 4 exons. Gene Ontology annotation, molecular function: cytokine activity.